AAUUAAAUAAUAUGGAAUAUAAAAAAUAGAAAAUGAAUAAAUGAAAUUGUCCUUUUUGUCUGGGCGUGGAGAUUGGUUCAGAUCUGAUGUGAGAGAAACAAAAAGAUAACUACUAAAAAAAAAAAAAAAAAAAAAAGAAAGGCAACCAUAAAUCCAUGUCAAACCCAACAAACAACAGCAGCAGCAGCAAUUAGCUUCUUUCUCCGGCUUCAUCUCAUACGCCGUCGUUUUUAAUUGACCCCAAGUUCGGUGCUUGCCGCGCAUGGCGGUUGAGUGAGAAGCGCCGGAAAAUUGACCCACGCUUCUUCUUCCACAUUCCGUCGCCGAUUUUUCUGAAUUUUCCGGCCUUGUUUUCUCUCUCUAGGUCAUAAUAUACUGAUUUUUUAUUUUUUUUGUCGAUUUUGAAGAAAUUAGGUAAAGUGAUGGAGAAGAGUUUGGAUUCGGAGCUGUGGCACGCGUGCGCCGGAGGCAUGGUUCAAAUGCCGCCGGUGAAUUCGAAGGUUUUCUAUUUCCCGCAGGGCCACGCCGAGCACACUCUCACCACUGUUGAUUUUGGCGCUCUGCCGAAAAUUCCGCCGAUGAUUCUCUGCCGUGUAAUCGCCGUGAAAUUUCUCGCCGACGCCGAGACCGACGAAGUUCACGCGAAGAUUAGGCUGAUUCCGGUCGGGAAAAACGAGCACGGCUUCGACGACAACGGUCGAGAUUUGGGAAUCGCUGGAUCUGCGGCGUCGGGCGAAAAGCCAACUUCCUUCGCGAAAACCCUCACGCAAUCCGACGCCAACAACGGCGGCGGUUUCUCUGUUCCUAGAUUCUGCGCGGAGACGAUUUUCCCGCCUCUGGAUUACACCGCCGAUCCGCCCGUGCAGAACGUCAUCGCUAAAGACGUACAUGGAGAAACGUGGAAGUUCAGGCACAUCUACAGAGGAACGCCCCGGAGGCACUUGUUGACUACUGGAUGGAGUACCUUCGUCAAUCAGAAGAAGCUUGUCGCCGGUGACUCCAUCGUUUUCUUAAGGUCCGAAAAUGGAGAUCUCUGUGUCGGGAUCCGAAGGGCUAAGAGGGGCGGCAGCGGCGGCGGUCAGGACUCUUCCUCCUCCUCCGGGUGGAACUCCGGCGGUGCCGGAAAUUUCGGGUUUUCUCCGUUUCUGAAGGAGGACGAGAUACACAGAGGUGUAUGUAACGGGAAUCUGAGGGAGAAGGGGAAAAUCAGGCCAGAGUCGGUUGUGGAGGCCACUUUCAUGGCGGCUAAUGGACAGGCUUUUGAGGUUGUUUAUUAUCCUCGUGCGAGCACGCCUGAGUUUUGUGUGAAAGCUUCGUCUGUGAAUUCUGCGAUGAGGGUACAGUGGUUUUCUGGGAUGAGAUUCAAGAUGCCUUUCGAGACGGAAGAUUCGUCGAGAAUUAGCUGGUUUAUGGGCACCAUAGCUAAUGUUCAGGUUGUCGACCCUCUUCGUUGGCCCAAUUCACCUUGGAGAAUGCUUCAGGUGACAUGGGAUGAACCAGAUCUACUGCAAAAUGUGAAGUGCGUGAGCCCUUGGUUAGUCGAAAUGGUCUCUAAUAUGCCAAUCCACCUCUCACCCUUCUCACCACCUCGUAAGAAGCUGCGUUUACCCCAUCACACAGACUUCCAACUCGACGGUCAAUUUCAAAUGCCGUCGUUUUCAGGCAACCCCCUUGGUCCUAGCAGUCCACUAUGUUGUCUCUCUGACAACAUCCUAACUGCAGGCAUACAGGGAGCCAGGCAUGCUCAAAUUGGAGUCCCCUUUUCGGAUCUCCACCUCAGCAACAACAAACUGCACAUGGGAUUAUUUCCACCUAGUUUCAUGCACCUCGAUUCUCGUCCGAGAAUUCCCCACAGUACAAAUGUGGGGUCAGGCAAUGAGAAUAUAUCUUGCCUAUUAAGCAUGGGAAACUCUAGUCAGAAAUCGGACAAACCCGAUGGUCCAAAGAAACCUCGUUUUGUACUCUUUGGUCAGCCGAUUCUCACUGAGCAGCAGAUGUCGAGUGAAUUGUCUUCUAAAGUAGGUCAGGGAAAGAAUUCAUUGGAUUUGUCUAGUGCCCAGUUUUUGAGGAAACCAGGUUAUCAUUCGUCUGAAAUCGGGCUGGACACUGGUCACUGCAAAGUGUUCUUGGAUUCCGAAGAUGUAGGCCGGACUCUUGAUCUGUCUUUUCUUGGGUCGUACGAAGAGUUUUUCAAGAGGAAAUUGAUCACCGGUUUGCCAACGGCUGAGCGUGGACUUGAUUCCUCGAACCAGACAGGACCCUUGAGCAUAUAUGCAUAA
Molecule: messenger RNA, 2279 nt
Organism: Erythranthe guttata (spotted monkey flower)
Lineage: Eukaryota; Viridiplantae; Streptophyta; Magnoliopsida; Lamiales; Phrymaceae
Source: RefSeq, a predicted model, not a curated record